AUGGAGAGCAGCAAACCAAAACGGCGUCGUUCAGAAACCAGCAGCACCAAUCUCCGAAUUCCAGAAGGUAUCAUCUUAGAAAUAUUGUGGAGACUCCCCGUAAAAUCCCUCUUGAAAUUCAAGUCCGUUUCGAAACCAUGGCUUCGCUUAAUCUCCAGCAAAUACUUCAAGAAAACCUACAUCGAAAACUCAAGAAAGCACAAAGCUUUUCCGCACCACAGCAUCAUCUCGCCGUGUUGGAAUCCGGGAGGAAUGAUGAUUAAUUCGUGUCCGUUGUACGCGCUACUGACCGAACAAUCGACUCACGCGCCUCCUCUCGAUUGCCCUAAGGCUUGUUCAUCGGAGAUGUUAGUUUUGGGUUCUUGCAACGGUUUGAUCUGCGUCGGUGUCGGCCGAGACAAGAUUUUGUUGUGGAAUCCCGCGACGAGGGAGUCGAAGGAGUUGCCCUACUUCUUCGACGGAGUCAAUGAUAUCGAGUAUUGUGGUUUUAUAAGCUAUGGGUUUGGAAUAUUGGAUGAGAUUAGUGGUGAUAAUUACAAAGUUUAUGCUCUUUUUUAUUUGGCUUGUUGGGAUGAUGAAGGGGUGCCUUUAUUGUGUUCAAUGGGAAAAGUUUAUAGUUUAAAGUCGAAUUCUUGGGGAGAAACUGCGGUUUAUUACAACGAAACUCCGUUGCAUGGUGCAAUUGAGUCCGCGGGGAAGUUUGCGAGUGGGAAGCUUCACUGGAUAAGGAAAACAGCGGAAUCGAAAUGGGAGAUUGUUUUUUUGGACUUGACGAGCGAGACUUUUGGGGAGACGAGUCGUUGA
Messenger RNA from Erythranthe guttata (spotted monkey flower), 804 nucleotides. The record is from RefSeq and is a predicted model, not a curated record. Lineage: Eukaryota; Viridiplantae; Streptophyta; Magnoliopsida; Lamiales; Phrymaceae.